CUGAGAUCAUGCACACCAAGGAAAACUCAUGCUGCUGUUCGUUUGAUGACUGUAAACUGACUACAGAAUGGCUGCUGAGCAUGACGAGACACAGGCCGAAGAUCGCCAUCGUGUGCGGCUCGGGUCUGGGGCUCCUCGCCGAGACCGCCUCUAACAAACAGGACGUCCGCUAUGAGGAUAUUCCUAAUUUCCCAGUGAGCACAGUUCCUGGUCAUGAGGGGCGUCUUGUAUUUGGUCACAUCAAAGGCAAGUCCUGUGUCUUCAUGCAAGGAAGGUUUCAUCUCUACGAGGGUUACUCAUUGUGCAAGGUCACAUUCCCUGUUCGAAUCUUCAAGCUGAUGGGCGUGGAGACCAUUAUCGUGACAAAUGCCUCUGGAGGUCUUUGUCAGGAUUUUAAAGUGGGAGACAUCAUGGUUAUUAAGGAUCAUAUUAACUUGCCGGGGUUUGCUGGACAGCACCCGCUGUGUGGGCCCAAUGAUGAACGGUUUGGGAUCCGGUUUCCCUGUAUGUCUGAUGCUUACAGCAAAGCCCUGAGGAAGCUUGCUCUAGACAUCACGACCGAGCUGGGCUACUCCAAUUUUGUGCACGAGGGGGUCUACUGUAUGGUUAGCGGACCCAACUUUGAGACCAUCGCUGAGGCACGCAUGUUACAGAUUUUGGGGAGCGAUUCUGUAGGCAUGAGCACGGUACCUGAGGUGACUGUAGCCAAGCACUGUGGACUGAGGGUCCUGGGCCUUUCGCUCAUCACCAAUAAGGUUUCUCUGGACUACAGCCGGGAGGAGAAGGUCAAUCACGAAGAAGUACUGCAGAUCAGCAAGAUGAGGGCUGAGAUGCUUAAGAACGUGCUCAUCACUUUCAUCGCUCGCUGUCAUCAAGUGGAGACCAUCAAUACCAACUACCCCAAUGCUGUGUAGUG
Molecule: messenger RNA, 916 nt
Organism: Triplophysa rosa
Lineage: Eukaryota; Metazoa; Chordata; Actinopteri; Cypriniformes; Nemacheilidae
Gene: pnp4b
Product: purine nucleoside phosphorylase 4b
Exons: 6
Coding region: 9-914 (301 amino acids)
Biological process (GO): nucleoside metabolic process
Cellular component (GO): cytoplasm
Molecular function (GO): purine-nucleoside phosphorylase activity
Source: RefSeq, a predicted model, not a curated record